CCAAUAAUGCAGAUUUUUUUAAAUCUCUAAAUGCUGAACAAAUCACUACUAAGCUUCAAACUGUAACAUAUGGCGUCAGGAGUUCCAGUUUUCUCGCCACGCGAUGCCUGGUUGAGCUAGCAAUAUGGUAUGGAGACAAGUAUCCAUUAGCAGCCAGCGUGUUGUUGAAUAAUACCUAUGUCGAUGAUUGUCUUUUUGGGUCUUGCAGUAUUGAGCAAUCAAAGCAGGUAUGUAAUGAAUUAAUUACUUUAUUAAAGCUUGGAAGCUUUGAGCUGCAUAAAUGGAGCUCAAGCAGCAAUAGGGUAUUAUCUGAUAUUCCAAAGGAUAAGCAAGUAUUUUCUGAACAUCAUUAAUUUGAUAACAGUGAAGCUGUGUUAAAGGCUUUAGGAUUAUUUUUAGAUAUGAAAAAUGAUUAAUUUAGAAUAUGCAAGCCAGAAGGUAAACUCCCUAAAGAGUGGACGAAACGAACUGUUUUUUGACCCUUUAGGCCUUGCUGGCCCUAUUGUCACAAAGGCAAAAGAAUUUAUACAAAGGCUAUGGAUUGAAAAACUGUCUUGGGAUCAUCCACUACCUAAUAAAUUGUUAUUAUCUUGGAAUAUUUUUUUUUGUGAUUUAAUGAAUAUGGAUCCCCUUAUAAUAGACCGAAAUCUUAAAAUAUGUAAUGCUGACCAUAUAGAUCUAAUUGGCUAUUGUGACGCAUCAAAUAUUGCAUUUGGCAGUUGUGUUUAAAUAAGAGCUAUACAUGGAAAAUAGUGCAUGUAUCAUUAGUUUGUAGUAAAUUAAGAAUUGCCCCUGUCAAUGCAAAAAUAUCCAUACCGAAACUAGAGUUAAAUGGUGCAGUAUUGCUGGCCAAAUUGUUUAAGAAAAUAAUAUCAUUAUUUCAUAAUGUUAAUUUUAGAUAUAAAUAUUUGUUUACUGAUUCUCAGAUAGUACUUUGGUGGUUGAAAUCAAAUAAUAAGCCACAAUAUAUUCAAAAUCGGGUACGUACUAUCAAUAAAUUAACGAAAGAAUGUAAUUGGUUUCAUGUUAAUGGGUCAAACAAUCCGGUCGAUUGCUUUAAAUCCCACUCAAUUGGCUUCUUGCCAAAUUUGGUGGCAAGGGCCACAAGAACUUUAUGAUGUAAAUCCCAUUCCCAAGGAAAUAAGUUUAAAUAAGGUUAUAUCAGACGAUAUUGACGAUCUCAAUGUUAAUUGUAGCAUACAACAAGAAAUGUUUCCUAUUUCAAAUGUAUCAACGUUAACUAGGUUGCAACGUAUAUAUGCAUAUGUUCUUAGAUUUAUAAAUAAUUGUAAACUUGCCAAAGAUGAUAGGAAUUUAAAAAAUCUCACUGCUUCUGAAAUUAGAUACUCAAUGUCACGCUUGAUUGUGUACAUUCAAUCUUUACACUUUAAUAAAGAACUUAAAUGUAUGGCAAAAAACAUACCUAUAAAAACAAAUGUUAAAUCUCGUAAUCCUUUUUUAGACAAAUUAGGAAUAAUGCGCGUUGCGGGAAGGUUGGAAAAUGCCAAUGUGCCUUAUAAUCAAAAGUAUCCAAUAAUUUUACCAAAUAAAUGUCAUUUUACAACCCUUAUCAUACGCAAUGAGCAUUUGUCACUAUUGCAUUCAGGAUUAAAAUUAACUUUGUCUAGUUUAGUGCAAAGGUAUUAUAUUGUAAGUGCAGUAAGAGAAAUAAAAAAGGUUGUUCAUAGAUGUACCAUAUGUUUCAAAUUUAGAGCAGAACGGGCUAGCCAAUUAAUGGGAUCACUACCUGGCGCUCAAAUUACUCAAGAUAGGGUGUUCAAUCAGAUUGGAAUGGAUUAUUGUGGGCCAUUUCAAAUUAAACAGUCAACUCUUUGCAGAUCCAUUAUUAGUAAAGGCUAUGUGCUAGUAAUAGUUUGCUUUGUAACUAAAUGCAUUCUUUUAGAGUUAGUAUCUGAUCUCACUACUGAAUGUUUUUUGGCAGCUUUUAAAAGAUUUUGCUCCAGGCGAGGAAUCCCAGCUACCGUUUUCUGCGAUAACGCAUCAACUUUUAAAGGUGCUAAUAAUAAGUUAAGGCAAUUAUAUCUUUUGAAUAAUUCUCAAGUCCACAAGGACAAUGUUUCAGAUUUUUGUACAACAAGGGGAAUUGAGUUCAAAUUCAUUCCAUCUUAUAGCCCUACUUUUGGAGGACUUUUUGAAGCUUCUUAUUUAUUGGAGAAAUAUGCUUCACAUAUGAACAGUUCUACACAUUAAUGGUUCAAAUUGAGGGAAUAUUGAACUCAAGACCUUUGACAUCAUUAUCACAAGAUGUUAAUGAUUUUUCUUUUUUGACUCCGGCUCAUUUUUUGUGUGGAGCCCCAAUAAAUAGUAUUCCUGAACCAGAUUUGACCUCUAACAGUAACCCAAAUAUUUUGAAGUUCUGGAGAAAAUGUACAAAGAUCCAACAGGAUUUUUGGAAGGUGUGGCAUAAAAAUUAUUUGUCUCAGCUAAUAUCACGGCCUAAAUGGCAUAAGGCUAAGCAGAAUAUUAAAAUGGGGGAUUUGGUUUUUUUAAUUGGAGAUAACUGCUCUCCACUUAAAUGGCCUGUUGCUAGAGUCAUAAAUUUGUAUCCAAGUUCAGACGGUAAAGUAAGAGUAGUGGAGGUCAAGUAUAGUCAGAGUGUUCAUAAACGAGCCAUAAACAAGAUAGCAGUAUUGCCAAUUUAUGAUGAUUAAUAAGUUUUAAUAUUAAGAAUAUAUAUGUGAAUGCUAAGUUUAUUAGUUUAUAAUUCAGGAGUGAUUAGUUUGAUUUUUUUGCGAGGCUCCUCGCCAAUUUAUGUUCAAUUAAAAAAAAAACAUAAUAAUUGUUGAUGGCAACAUUUUUAUUUUGCUGUUUCCUUUUCCGUUGCUAUUCCGCUUUGGUGUGCAUCUCAUUAUCUUGUUAAAUUAAUAAAUAAAACAUUUUAAAAAUUUCAAAAGUUUUUAUUUUCUUUCCCGAACACAUACUUAAAUAACUCAAAAUCUCCUGAACGAAUACCUCUUGAUAAAGUUAAAUUAUAAUGUACAAGAUUUAUGUACAUCAUAUAAAACUGCGGUGUUUUCCCAAACUCGCCGUUGAGUGUUUAUUGCUUGUAAAUAUUAUAGUCAUCGAGUAAUUUUUCAAGUUCUUCGUUUUCAAUUAUAAAUGACGAUAUUGGUGCAGUUUGCAGCCGUGUAUUUCUUGGAGCAUGUUAUCUGUGACCGCAAUAUUUUUAAAUUUUAAGAAUGACUUGAAAUGUAAGACUUGCAAUCCCAAUCCCAUCAAAGGGUGAAGUCUUUUUCAUCUAUUAAAGUGUGUACCUUCCAAAAACCCAUUUACUGAGCUCGCUGCUAGCAAAUUACUCUGCACCACAAUAUUGGAUAUGCCGCAAUCAAUUAUAAUUUUGCCUACUGCUUUAAAAUAAGCCAUCAUGAUAUGGAAAGGCCCCAAGUGUAUAAAUAAAUUAUCAAAUGCUGGUUUUUCGGUAGAUUGAAUUUGUAAGGCAACUUUUGCUAUUGCAAGGUCGUAAGUCACUUGAAUAGAAGUUUGCUGUACAUCCUAACACAUUCUCUGACUUUGCCUCAUAGUUUCUAAAACUACUGAUCUACCAGUAGGUGAUACAUUUAUAGGAGUUAGGUAAGAAACUAUUUGUUUUAAGCUAUUAUUGUCACUCUUUGAACAAUUGAAACCGACCCCACAUUGGAACACCUGGCAAUCGUAAAGCAUGGCUCAGCAUCCAGAUUGCAUCAAUUGUAUUAUAUGAUGGUAAAUUCACAGGGCUUAAAUUUUCUGAUUCAUGUACUGACAGUUGCAGAUUAUCCAUCAUACGUGGUUUUUUAGGGUACGGAAUUGCAUCUAACGAAAAAGCCUCAAAUGUUCUCCGUCUUCAUCUUGUUGAGUCCAAGGUAAUGUCAUUGGAAGAGGAUGGAUCCAGUGUUUCAGAGUCACUUGUAGUGCCAGAAUCUAAAUCUUGGUAUAUUAUCCCAACGGUAUCGUGCAGCGUAUCCUUUCCACUUUUUGUUUCUACGAACCGGUCAAAAUUAUCAUACGCAACACCAGUAGACAGAUGUCGGAUCUCCCUCCCGGGAAGCCUUGGCAGAGGUGCCCCCCUCUUGAUCCUAUACAGCGAUGCGGCUUCCCGUAUUCGCAGAUCAAGGGGUAGCAGCCCUGACAGUAACAGCGCCGAGUUUAGGGAGACAGUGCGAUAGGCUCGGCAGAUUUUUGGGCAAAGCCCCGCUGAACUGCAUUCAGUAGCUUUUGGGCCCCUAGUUUUUGGCAACCUUCCUGUCUCUAAGAUAGUCGUCCUCCAGUCUACGCACAUUCACCGGGCACUCCUCCUCCGCCAGUCUCAAUCUUAUCUUCGGCCACCAUGCAUUGUCGAAGGCCCCCUCUAUGUCCAGUGACACCACUGUUACAAGUUUUUUCUCUCUCAGUUCCGAGCGUAU
Molecule: messenger RNA, 4400 nt
Organism: Amyelois transitella
Lineage: Eukaryota; Metazoa; Arthropoda; Insecta; Lepidoptera; Pyralidae
Exons: 2
Coding region: 1024-2211 (395 amino acids)
Biological process (GO): DNA integration
Molecular function (GO): nucleic acid binding
Source: RefSeq, a predicted model, not a curated record